GGUCACAUGACUGCCGGCGCGGGGUCACGGGGCGCGAGAGCAAACCGCGGUCCCGAGAGCGAGCCCUGGGCUGCGACGCUUCCCUGGCUGGUGGGAGCGCGACGGGCCAUGGCCAACGUGUCCAAGAAGGUGUCGUGGUCCGGCCGCGACCUGGACGACGAUGAGGCGGCGCCGCUGCUGCGGAGGACGGCGCGGCCCGGGACGCCGGCCGGCGAAGACACGCCGCUGCUGAACGGGGCCGGGCCGGCCGCGCACCAGUCGUCCCACUCAUCAUUCUUCCGGAUCGGACAGAUGAGCAGCGUGGAGCUGGAUGAUGAGCUUCUGGACUCGGAGGCGGAUCCCCCCCACCCUUUCCCCAGGGAGGUCCCACACAGCGAGAAGCUGCUGUCCCUCAAGUACGAGAGCUUGGACUAUGACAGCAGCGAGAACCAGCUGUUCCUGGACGAGGAGAGGCGGAUCAACCACGCGGCCUUCCGGACCGUGGAGAUCAAGCGCUGGGUCAUCUGCGCCAUGAUCGGGAUUCUCACGGGCCUCGUGGCCUGCUUCAUCGACAUCGUGGUGGAGAACUUGGCCGGCCUGAAAUACAAGGUCAUCAAGGACAAUAUCGACAGGUUCACGGAGACGGGCGGCCUGUCCUCCUCCCUCCUGCUGUGGGCCGCGCUCAACUCCUCAUUCGUGCUCGUCGGCUCUGUGAUCGUCGCCUUCGUAGAGCCGGUGGCUGCUGGCAGCGGGAUCCCCCAGAUCAAGUGCUUCCUCAACGGGGUGAAGAUUCCUCACGUGGUUCGGCUCAAGACGCUGGUGAUCAAGGUGGCUGGAGUGAUCCUGUCCGUGGUGGGCGGCCUGGCCGUGGGGAAGGAGGGGCCGAUGAUUCACUCAGGCUCCGUGAUUGCUGCUGGGAUUUCCCAGGGCAGGUCGACGUCCCUGAAGCGGGAUUUCAAGAUCUUUGAGUACUUCCGCAGAGACACCGAGAAGCGGGACUUUGUCUCAGCAGGAGCUGCCGCCGGCGUGUCUGCUGCGUUCGGAGCCCCAGUGGGUGGGGUUCUGUUCAGCUUGGAGGAGGGUGCCUCCUUCUGGAACCAGUUCCUGACGUGGAGAAUUUUCUUCGCUUCCAUGAUCUCCACCUUCACCCUGAACUUCGUGCUUAGCAUUUACCAUGGGAACGUCUGGGAUCUGUCCAGCCCAGGCCUCAUUAACUUCGGGAGAUUUGACACAGAGACGAUGGUGUACACGAUCCACGAGAUCCCCAUCUUCAUCGCCAUGGGCGUGGUGGGUGGUGUUCUUGGGGCUGUGUUCAAUGCCUUGAAUUACUGGCUGACAAUGUUUCGGAUCAGGUACAUCCACAGACCAUGCCUCCAGGUGAUUGAGGCCAUGCUGGUGGCUGCCGUCACGGCCACGGUCGCCUUCGUGCUGAUUUACUCAUCCCGGGACUGCCAGCCCCUGCAGGGCAGCUCUGUGUCCUACCCCCUCCAGCUCUUCUGUGCGGACGGCGAGUACAACUCCAUGGCCGCAGCCUUCUUCAACACCCCAGAGAAGAGCGUGGUCGGCCUUUUCCACGACCCCCCAGGCUCCUACAACCCCAUGACCCUCGGCCUCUUCACGCUCGUCUACUUCCUCCUGGCCUGCUGGACCUACGGGCUCACCGUGUCUGCUGGCGUCUUCAUCCCGUCCCUGCUCAUCGGGGCCGCCUGGGGCCGGCUCUUCGGCAUAUCCCUGUCCUCCCUCACGGGGGCCGCAGUCUGGGCGGACCCCGGCAAGUACGCCCUGAUGGGAGCCGCUGCCCAGCUGGGCGGCAUCGUGAGGAUGACGCUGAGCCUGACGGUUAUCAUGAUGGAGGCCACCAGCAACGUGACCUAUGGCUUCCCCAUCAUGCUGGUCCUCAUGACUGCCAAGAUCGUGGGGGACGUCUUCAUCGAGGGCCUGUACGACGUGCACAUCCAGCUGCAGAGCGUGCCCUUCCUGCACUGGGAGGCCCCUGUCACCUCCCACUCGCUCACCGCCAGGGAGGUGAUGAGCACGCCGGUGACCUGCCUGCGGAGGCGGGAGAAGGUGGGCGUUGUUGUGGAUGUGCUCAGCUGCACGGCGUCCAAUCACAACGGCUUCCCCGUGGUGGAGUGCGCCCAUGACAGCCAGCCAGCCAGGCUCCGGGGCCUGAUCCUGCGUUCGCAGCUGAUCGUCCUGCUGAAGCAUAAGGUGUUCGUGGAGCGGUCCAACACGGGCCUGGUGCGGCGGCGGCUGAGGCUGAAGGACUUCCGUGACGCCUACCCGCGCUUCCCGCCCAUCCAGUCCAUCCACGUGUCCCAGGAUGAGCGCGGGUGCACCAUGGACCUCUCCGAGUUCAUGAACCCCUGCCCCUACACGGUGCCCCAGGAGGCGUCACUGCCGCGGGUGUUCAAGCUGUUCCGGGCCCUGGGCCUCAGGCACCUGGUGGUAGUGGACAACUGCAAUCAGGUGGUUGGGCUGGUGACCAGGAAGGACCUGGCCAGGUACCGGCUUGGGAAGGGGGGCCUGGAGGAGCUGGCGCUGGCCCAGACGUGAGGCCCUGGGUCCCUGCCUCGUGCCCAGGCGGUGGUGGAUCCGGCACCCUCCAGAGCUCAGGACUCACGUGCGUGUUUGUGUGUGUGCGUGUGUGUGUGUGUCUGUGUGCCCGCGUGUGUGUGUAAGAUGGCGAGUGAGCUGGGUCCCUGGGUCCAGGGCUACAGGCCCCCAGGACGGGCCCCGCCGUGGCUCUGUGCUCCGUCACCCGGGCCAGCUCAGAGGGAUCACGCUGCCUGUGCCUGCCAGCCGGAGCCUGGGUGACGUGAGGCUGCAAUGGGGCCCCGGGCCUUGUGCCCCUCGGCUUGGCCUGCCGCAGCGAUAACAGCUGGACACUUGGGGCGACACCCCGGAGGACAGGCUCCAGCGGCUCCGCCCAGACUCACCCCGGGCACCCCCGGGCCACCCCCUCGUACAGCAGGCUCUGUGCUGGGGUCCCAGCCAGAAGAGAGCUGAGACUGGCCUCUGCACCCCGACCCUGAGCUGGAGUCCACAUGAGCGGUUGUCUCUGCCCCUGUGUGAGCAGCAGCUGGGCGGGAGGGUCUCAGCACACCCUCCCCAAUCCCAGAGGAUGUGGGCCAUGUUCCAGAGCCGCUCGUUCCAGUCUCGGGACAGGCGGGCUCUGGGGUGAGUCGGUGUGCCCGCAGGAAGUGUGCUACGCCUUUCCGUGCCAGGCCAGGCAGGGCAGGUCUGUUGUCCUGUGCGCCCCGGCCCUGUGGGGCUGUCCUGGGGUGAUUCCCGCGUGCCCAGCCCACUUCUAGGCAACAAAGACACCGCGGUUUUGGCCCCUUUUGUGGGGGUGGGGGAUUGAAACUCGCGAAAUAAAGGAAUCGGACCCGGGUGGCCGGGGCCAGCCUCCUUGUCCCUGGCAGCACUGACCGCAGUCCAGCAGCAGGACCUGUGGGGCCAUGGGGCAGGGGUGUCCCCGGACUGGGCCUCCGUGGUGUCUGGCACGAGUGUGGCCACAGGCAGGCGUGCCCCAUGGGGAAGCCCCCUGGGUGAGGGGCUGACUGAAGCCCAGGGAAGCCUUGGUCCGCCCCCGGUGGGAGGGCCUGGGUGACCUCAGGGAGAGCACGGGGCCCCUGGCGGAGUGAGGGCCGAGGGGCCACGGUGGUCUGAGGUGGGACGUGAGACACCGCCUUAGGCGCCGGACACUCGGCGUGGAGAAGGCGUGCGCAGCAUCUUGCUACCGUUUUGAGACAAUUACUUGUCGAAAUGGCAAUAUUUAGAUAACGUUGGGUUAAAUAAAGUGGACUGAGACCCA
Molecule: messenger RNA, 3796 nt
Organism: Manis pentadactyla (Chinese pangolin)
Lineage: Eukaryota; Metazoa; Chordata; Mammalia; Pholidota; Manidae
Gene: CLCN7
Product: chloride voltage-gated channel 7
Exons: 25
Coding region: 7-2535 (842 amino acids)
Biological process (GO): chloride transport; transmembrane transport
Cellular component (GO): lysosomal membrane; intracellular membrane-bounded organelle
Molecular function (GO): voltage-gated chloride channel activity
Source: RefSeq, a predicted model, not a curated record